Messenger RNA from Aspergillus neoniger CBS 115656, 1407 nucleotides. RefSeq lists its product as uncharacterized. Lineage: Eukaryota; Fungi; Ascomycota; Eurotiomycetes; Eurotiales; Aspergillaceae. The transcript has a single exon. The record is from RefSeq and is a predicted model, not a curated record. Bases 229 to 1146 code for a protein of 305 amino acids.
CUUCAUCUAUACCGCAAGAAACGAUCCACUACUCGCCAACGCCCAUGGACUCUUCCAAGAGAGUCCUACCGAACCGCCCCAAAAUGUGCUAGAAUUGACCUUGACCAUUCUAGGAAUGUCCCUCAACUUCAUAGUAAGAAACCCAAUCCCCGCCCCUCGAAGACGAGCACAACCUAACAAGUGCCCAUCACCAUCAUCUAGAUUCGCUACAUCAUCGGCAACCUCGUAAUGUCCCUCCUCAUCCUCGAGACCAUCGAUAGCAACCCUCCCAACCCCAAUAAGGACAAGGACAAGGACGACAACACGAAAUCACAACCAAAGCCUACUACCACCACCCGCAACCUUCUCCAAACCCUCACCACCCUCCACCGCGAAAAAGGACUUAUAUCCCUCAUCAACGGCUUCCAUUACACCAUCUACUACAACCUGAGAUACUUCAUAGUAACAGGUAUGCUCACAUCGCCUAUCGCACGCUUCCCUGAGCCUCUCACACACAUCAUCGCCUCCGUCGCUCUCGCCGAAUUCCAUUUCUUCCGGACAGCAGGAGCUAUCCUCCCUCCGGCUGAGCAGAUGCGCUACGUGCCUCUUGGUCUCGAUUAUUAUCGGUGGAAUGCUCUUCUCCUGCCGACGCUACUUUAUGCCAUUGCUGAGUCGAUCAUGAUGUAUGUGCCGGGAUUACUUCUUGCUCCGGUUCGAUUCGAUGGUGUGCUGCUGCAGCCGGAGGACUUGACGGAUGUGACUUCCCUCGUGAGAUCUGAUGUUCUUGUCGCGGGACUUAUGCUCGUUGCUCAGGUUCUGGUUUUGUUCCCGGCGUAUGUUGUGCUUGUUGUGGUGGAGGGGAGCUUGGUGCCGGGGGAUUGUGAGACGUUGAUAUCUAUGCCGGAGGAGGAGGGUGAGAAGAUCGGGGAUGGUGAUGACCAGAUAGUGUUGUGGAAGGAGGAGGAGGAGGAUGAGGAGUACCCAAAGCAGCAAGGCAGGCUCAUCAAAGACCUCUUCAGGUUACCAGGACCGUUGCAUGUGCUUGAUGUGGUGGAGAUGAUUAGUGUGAGACAGUUGCUGUAUUGCUUGGAGUUGCAUGGGAAGAUGUGUUUGUGUGUGGUGGGGGUUGCUACGGUGGUGCAGUCGGUGGAGUAUUUGGUGUCGUAGGGUUGAUUCUGCUAGUCCGGGUUGUCUUUGACCUAUCUAGUUGAUGUUGGCAAGUUCUGGUGUUGGGUUGCUUUUUGACAUUGAAUUCGCGAACAACACGCCCUUUUUCCCCAGAUGUGAGAGACGUCAAAGACACGGCAGUAUUACGAUCUCGUGAGGGGGGCAAGAGGGUACAAAAAGAAGGAGAGUGGUUGAGGGUAGACACAUUGCUGAUAGAUGGUAUUAUGCAGUAGAAUAGGAAUGCAGCAGGGAAUUUCUUUC